This is a messenger RNA of Sardina pilchardus (European sardine), 3093 nucleotides long. It is a transcript of the gene morn4, whose product is annotated as MORN repeat containing 4. Gene Ontology annotation, cellular component: cell projection. The coding region runs from base 111 to 614 and encodes 167 amino acids. Lineage: Eukaryota; Metazoa; Chordata; Actinopteri; Clupeiformes; Clupeidae. The transcript has 5 exons. The record is from RefSeq and is a predicted model, not a curated record. Gene Ontology annotation, biological process: response to axon injury.
UGCCAGGAGAGGAGGUGGGGUUACGGUGAAAGCUAAUCAACAGAGGCUGCUUACUGUUACAGGAAUUGUCAACCGUGCAGACCGAUUGUAAAUAUAAAAAUGGAAUUUGCAUGCCCGUGAGACAUCAACCUAAUGUACAAGGUGCAUGUAUCUUGGCCAGCGUCAGAGGAGGUAUGACUCUCACAAGAGGAUCUUUUAGCUAUUCUAGUGGAGAGGAGUACCAUGGCGAGUGGAAAGAAGGUAGACGCCAUGGGCUAGGUCAGCUUAAAUUUGCUGAUGGUACCUGCUAUAAGGGACAGUUUGAAAAUGGCUUAUUCCAUGGAUGUGGCGUUCUUGUGUUCCCUGAUGGAUCCAGGUACGAGGGAGAUUUUGUACAAGGUAAAUUUCAGGGUGUGGGAAUCUUCAAUCGUUUUGACGGGAUGACAUUUGAGGGAGAAUAUAAAAGUGGACGUGUGGAAGGAUACGGUCUGCUGACGUUCCCCGACGGAACACACGGAGUGCCACGGAAUGAGGGCCUGUUCGAGAACAACAAGCUGCUGAAACGGGAGAAGUGUCAGGCGGUGGUCCAGAGAGCGCAGGGCUCGGCCACCAAGGCCCGCGGCCUCUCAGUAUGACCAAAGGAGCCACAGCACAGUGCCCGCAGGCCUGGCUGGCCCUCAGGGAUGGGUGACAGGGUUCACAUCGCCUCCCUCUUACCCACGUGGGUUCUGUUUCACAUUUGCCUUUGCCUCAUCACUGAUGCUGAACCUGAGUGGCUCACUCCACCCACUCUUGCCUUUCGUCGUGGCAACACUGUCCCAUCUUUGCUGCUCGGUCUUGGCUCGACCCAUUGCUGCUGUAUUCCAUGUUAGGAGUGGAUCACCAGAAUACUUAAUUUCCAUGUAGUUAUUAUUACAGUGAGUGAUCAGGCUAACAACUAGUUAUCAGCCCAUUUGGGCAUCAGAUGUUCAAAGUCAUGGCGUAGCAAUCAUUCUACUUUACUGUAUUUGUCUGCAGCUAUGAUGGGAGUACAUUUCACCCCAUAGCUCCGUAAUGUAGAGAGUAAUUUAACAAAUGUUGUCCAAAAAAUAUAUUUGGAGCAACAAUUAGAGAAAGUUUGUCACUCACCUAUGCAGACUGACUGGCUGCUUAGAACAUCUUACAAUGAGCCACCUCUGUGAUAACCUCACAUGCAAACUGACAUAUCUUUUAUCUGAACUUGACACCUUAUCCAUCUCCUGUAUACAACAACAGACACUUGCAAGUUGCUGUGGGGUGAAAAAUGAGAAUGUUUUAACCUUUGAACUUAUUUCAGGCUGAAAAGGUGUGACCUUGACUUAUACACCCAAGGCUCUGUGGACAAGUUUGUAUUUGAUCACUUUUGUUAUCUGUCUUUGCCUUCACUUUGCCUUUCAGAACGGAAUCAGUGACUGAUGUAUGGUAUUGUGCAUUACACUGUCACAGUGUUGUAAUAAUUGUUUGGGUGAAAAUGGAUGAAAAGAUAAGAUUGUUUUUUUCCUCACAACAAAGGCAGGCAUUUUUACAGCUGCUCAGUACACAAAACUAAGUGUACUUUGAUUUUUUAAAUAUUCAGUAUCGUAUGGCUUUCUCUUAAAUUACUAAUUUCAUUCUCACCAUGUCAUUUUGUUUCACUCAUGUCUAAGAUCUGUGUGAUUAUAGCCUGCUGGUAAUGGUACCAUGCAACGCAUCAUAAAAUGCAUUCAGUUCAAAAGCAAGUAAUUUGCUAUAUGUGUGUAUUGUUAUAGAGUAGCAUCUCACAAAAAAAGCCGUUCUUGAUAUAUCAUAAUUUUCAAAGCACUUCACAUAAUAUUGAUUGGGCUACCCACCGAUUCAUAUGUGUGUGUUUCAGAUGCCAACAGCUGGUCCAGUCGUCCUUGCAAUUCUGUAAUGCGUGGAGUAGUUUGAAAUAUAGAAAAGGGAAAUUGUUACAUUAUAAUGUUCAGAUAGACUAAUAUUGUUGUCCUGGUGAUCAGGGCAAUAAAACAUUCUUUGUUCGCUUGCUUAAUUUAUUCUAAGAGAGAGACAUUUAUAGAAACUUGUGAAUCCCUGCGAACAGUAUUAAGAGUACUCGAUCACCUGUCACUAUUAUGCCCAUCCAAUCAAGGAAAUACUCUGAGUGUCAAUCAUGUAUCUUCUCCAGAGCGGCUCUGGGAAGACCACAAAGAGGACGGGGUAUACUUUCAGAUUGGCUAGUCUCCAGGGACAGCAGACUAUGGCUUUGAUAUUUCUUAAAGCGGAGUUUCUGUGUGCAGAAUAGUCCGUACGAUCAGGAGUUUCAUCAGCUUUGGAACAGAUUAAGGAGCCUUGUAGCUGAUUUAAAGUCAGUUGGUUUAAAUAAGAAUGUACAUAUGUUGACUAUAUUUCAACAAUUCAGAAUAAUCUUACUGAUUAUCUGGUGAAACAGUAAAAGAAAAACUGACUGAUGGUUUACCUAUUUUUACUGCGCAAGGGUCACAUUCAAGCCUAUGACUUAAUUGUAUACCUAAAACCAAGACCACAAAAUGCAUAAAUGAAAUCAUUUCUUACAUGUCUUCAUAUCCCUGUUCUCUGAGUGUCAAUCCAUACACUCAGAAAUGAACACCUGCAUGCUGUCACCUGAAACAGUAUGCAUAUGAAAUAGGUGACCUCUUACAAUUCACUUUGAUUUCAAGUGAACCGCGUUUUUGAUAGCGUAAGGGCAUUUAGAGUAUUUGGCCGGUGUAUUUCUCUGUGCGUGCGUGUGUGUGUGUGUGUGUGUGAGUAUAUUUGUUUACCAUCUCAAUCUUUUGUUGUGUUUGUAAUGUGGUUAUGCUGGAAGUUGACCACCUUGUGUGCAUCUCACAUCAGACUUCAAUUCUGUCAAUUGCUUGAGCGUGGUGUGUCAACUGAACUUUCAUUUUAACAGUGAAAUAGAUUAUGCACUUGAAAGGCAGCCAAAGGUCUUGUGAAGUGCUGGCAAUAUUAAACCGUGGAGUGUUUCUGAAAGUGCUAUUAAUUCUCCUUAAUUCCAGUAUUUGUUAAUGAAUACAUAUCCACAAAUACUUUCAAGAAGUGUACACACUCAAAUGUACUGAACUCUCCAUUGUGAGACGGGCUUAUUAAAUAAACUUUCAU